AUGGAGGAAUUCCACGAAGCUGCCUUGGCUUUUCUGAUUAAUGCUGUGGAUUACGCUUUGGAGAAGCUGGCCCUACAAGAGUCACUGCUCAAGCACGCCAAGUUUGUCCAUGUCCGGCAAAGGUUAAAAUGUGCCAAAGAAGAUGUUCUUUACUUUUUGAGAGGUAAGGAUUUUUUCAGCAAUUUCUGCUUAUCUUUUGAAGAAAUAUAACAGAUUUGUUUCCACUGUGGUCUCUGUUCAUUCCUCAAAGCUGGUCCUGGUGUUACCCUACUUCAAUGCUGAUGCAAAGAGGGUGUUUUCUGCAGUGGGUCUAAACAAGACCAAAACCAGGAACAGCCUGGCUCUGGAUGGAACCCUGUCAUCCAUAAUGACAAUCAAGAUGGCUGGCCCCGAGCCCACCCCCAAAAUAUUCAAGGCCUCAAAAAAGGCCACAAGCAAGUACACAGCUCUUAUGGACUGA
Molecule: messenger RNA, 460 nt
Organism: Xyrichtys novacula (pearly razorfish)
Lineage: Eukaryota; Metazoa; Chordata; Actinopteri; Labriformes; Labridae
Source: the annotation of a GenBank genome assembly